AUGACGGAUGCUGAAAGUGUUGAUAAUAAUGUAGUAGUUGAGGAGAAGGCCGUUUUUGACAAUACCACAGCUAUACAGAAAGUAAUCAAGAAUGCGUUAGUUCAUGAUGGACUAAAAAUUGGUAUAAGGGAAGUUAUAAAAGCCAUCGAAUCUAAAGAAGCAAAAGUAUGUUUCUUAUCAAAUGUAUGCUCGGAACCGGCAUAUAAAAAGUUAGUUACUGCCCUUUGUGCAGAAAAGAAUAUUCCCCUAUUUAUGGUUGACAACGAUAGUAAAGAUUUAGGACAAUGGGUUGGUUUAUUUAAAUUAGAUAAAGAAGGGAAUGCAAGAAAAAUUAUUGGAGCAAGUUCAGUUGCUAUUAUAGAUUUUGGGGAAGAAUCAGCAGAGAGGGACUUCCUCAUGGCGCAAAAGCAGACUGUAGGGGCUGCAUAA
Molecule: messenger RNA, 429 nt
Organism: Plasmodium malariae
Lineage: Eukaryota; Apicomplexa; Aconoidasida; Haemosporida; Plasmodiidae
Product: 40S ribosomal protein S12, putative
Exons: 2
Coding region: 1-429 (142 amino acids)
Biological process (GO): translation
Cellular component (GO): cytosolic small ribosomal subunit; ribosome
Molecular function (GO): structural constituent of ribosome
Source: RefSeq, a predicted model, not a curated record